Synchytrium microbalum is the source of this 1437-nucleotide messenger RNA. RefSeq lists its product as uncharacterized. Lineage: Eukaryota; Fungi; Chytridiomycota; Chytridiomycetes; Synchytriales; Synchytriaceae. Gene Ontology annotation, molecular function: acyltransferase activity, transferring groups other than amino-acyl groups. The coding region runs from base 1 to 1437 and encodes 478 amino acids. The record is from RefSeq and is a predicted model, not a curated record. The transcript has 13 exons.
AUGUCCAUCAUGUCGUCUGCACGAGACCCUCGCAAGGUUUACAUCAUUGGUGUUGGAAUGUCGGCAUUCGAGAAGCCUGGACGUAGAAAAGAUUUCGGAUACGCCGAACACACAUUGGAAGCUGCUACCCGAGCUCUCAUCGAUGCUGGAAUCAACUACGAUGAAGUCGAAACUGCUACCGUUGGUUACACUGCUGCCGACUCUACAGCCGGUCAAAGAUGUCUCUACCAAUUGGGAUUGACUCAAAUCCCAAUUAUAAACGUCAUCAACGCCUGUUCCACUGGUUCAACUGCCUUGUUCUUUGCAAGACAGGCCGUCGCUACUGGUGCCGUCGAGUGUGCUUUGGCUCUUGGUUUCGAGCAAAUGAAGUCCGGAUCAUUGGUCGGAAACUACAAUGACAGAACUUCCAGUUUGGGUUUCGCUAUGCCCAUCUUGAACGAACUUCAACCUAUGACCAACGCUCCACGAAACCCUCAGAUUUUCGCUGCUGCAUCUACUGAAUACAUCAACAACCACCCACAAUUCAACAACAACCAUCAUUUGGAUAUGAUUGCUCAAAAGAAUCACGCUCACUCGACUCUGAACCCAUACUCUCAAUUCAAAGACCUGUACACACUUGAACAAGUACAUGACGCACGUACCAUCUACGGUCCCUUGACCUUGUUGCACUGCUCACCAACCUCAGACGGUGCUGGAUGUGUCAUUGUCGCAUCAGAAGACUUUGUCAAGAAGCACCACCUCGAACCUCAAGCAAUUGAAAUCAUGGCUCAAGUUAUGGCUACUGACUCUAUCCGUUCAUUCGCUGUCGCCGGAAGCCCCAAAUCAGCUAUCGGAAUUGCUGGUGGUGAUAUGACCAAGAAGGCUGCCUCUGAAGCAUACAAGUUGGCCAAGAUCACUCCCAAGGAUGUCGAUGUUUGUGAAUUACAUGACUGCUUCUCAUCAAACGAGCUCAUCACCUAUGAUGCUCUUGGAUUGUGUGAGCCAGGACAUGCUGGUGAAUGGUUGGCUUCUGGUGCUCCAUACCACCCAAGCUUUGCUCCAGCUGGAGCAAAACCAGCUCGACGAACUCCAGUUAACCUGUCUGGUGGUUUGAUUUCAAAGGGACAUCCUCUUGGUGCCACCGGUUUAGCCCAAUGCACUGAAUUGACCUGGCAAUUACGAGGCUGGGCCGGCAAGAGGCAAGUCGAAAACGUCAAGAUCGCGUUACAACACAAUGUUGGUCUUGGUGGUGCUGUAGUUGUCGGUGUUUACCGAAAGGCAUUCCCCAAUGCAUCAACUGCUGGAUGGACAGAUCCUCGUGUUAGACACGGCUUCAACCCAGCUGUUGAACAUCGACCCAUCACCAUGGCUGAAGUAAACACAGUCAAGUCAAAGGGAGGUUCAUUGCUUGAUGCUGCUAAAGGUUUUGGUGCUGCCAAUGUCCCAGCAAACCUUUAA